Molecule: messenger RNA, 2770 nt
Organism: Micropterus salmoides (largemouth bass)
Lineage: Eukaryota; Metazoa; Chordata; Actinopteri; Centrarchiformes; Centrarchidae
Gene: tpcn3
Product: two pore segment channel 3
Exons: 20
Coding region: 263-2614 (783 amino acids)
Biological process (GO): transmembrane transport; monoatomic ion transport
Cellular component (GO): membrane
Molecular function (GO): monoatomic ion channel activity
Source: RefSeq, a predicted model, not a curated record
AGCAGCUGGGAUCAGUUGAGAGUCGGACUGAAGCCUGAUGGGGGUGAAAGUUUCGGUGUGCGGCGGAAAGGAAGCCAUGUGAUGCGGGUCCUCGGAGAUGGACGCUCCGCGGUGACGUUUACGACAAAAACGGACCGGUUUGGACUUUUGUCCUGCAGAGACACAAACACUGCACCUCGGACAGGAAGUCUGGACACUCUCCGAGCAGCGUUGAAAUAACUUUUUCAGUUUGGGGAAGAGUUGAGUCGGAAAAGUUUGAGAGAUGUCCGAGCCAGAGAAGAGCGAGGAGGUCCCUGCUGAGUCUGCGGAAAAAGGAAAAGGACUUCCUAACGGAGGGAAUCCUGCAAAAACCAAAGAGGACUUCGACCUGGCGGCCAUCUACGUGUCGGACGCUCAGUACAACAGGAACAUCUACUUCGACACGUCGCCUGAGGCCGUGAGGCUGUAUCUGCGCUACAACCACUGGCUCCCUAAGGUGCUCCUCUACUUCUUCAUCCUGGUCGAUCUGUCUCUGGCGAUCUUCGAGGAGCCGGCUGUCCUCCCUCUGCCUACAUGGGCCACCAUGCUGGUGGAGCUGCUCUGUCUGCUCGUCUUCUCCCUCAGAAUCGUUCACUACGCCAAGGUGAUCCCCCGAGAGAAGUUCUGGAAAGAUCCCAAAAACAUCUGCAUCCUCGUCAUAAUCAUGCUCACUCUGGUCGAUAUGAUCAUCUACGGAGCGCUGGAAGCUGCAAACUGUUACGCCGUCCGCUGGUCCAGAGUCCUGCGGCCGCUGCUGUUGGUCAACGUCACAGAGGGACGCCAGCUCCGCCGAGCGUUCAGAAGCAUCCGGAACGCUCUGCCUCAGAUCUUCUACGUCUUCCUGCUCUUCAUGUUCAGCCUCCUCAUCUUCUCCCUGAUGGCCCUCAAGCUGCUGGGCAAACGAGGUCUGAAGACUGUGGAAGGAACUCCGUACUUCACCAACUACCUGGAGGUCGUCUUCGACCUUUACGUCCUCGUCACCACGGCCAACAGCCCCGACGUCAUGAUGCCGGCGUACAACACCAGCUCGGUCUUCGCCAUCUUCUUCAUCCUGUACAUCCUCAUCAACACCUACAUCUUCAUGUCCGUCUUCUUGGCCGUCGUCUACAACAACUACAAGAAAUACCUGAAGGAGGAGGUACGGCAGCUGGUGAGGGCCAAAAGGCACAAGAUGGUUCGAGCGUUCGCCGUCCUGCAGGAGAAGCGGGAGGAGGGCGGGGAGCCGGUGGUGACCCAGGCGAACUGGAACCAAGUGGUCCGACUGGUCCAGCCCAGCAUGAGCAACGCCCAGAGAGAGCUGCUGUGGAGCGUCUCCGACGACCAGAACCAGGGCUGCAUCGGUAAGGUGGCUUUCGUCCAGCUCGCCGACCUCAUGAACAUCGAAGUCAUCACACUCAAGUCAAGACCACACCCGCUCCACAGUGUGUGCCCCGCCCUCUACACGUCGGCCCCCAGCCGCCUCCUCUGCCGAAUGGUCCAACACAGGGCCUUUGUAAUUGUGUACGACGUGAUCAUCCUGGUGAACGCCGUGUUCAUCGGUCUGGACGAGAGGAAUCCGAUGAUCGCUAACUCGGAGUGGGUGUUUCUGGCUCUGUACCUGCUGGAGAUCCUGCUGAAGCUCUACGUGUUCGAGCCCCGGGCGUUCUUCUCCAGACACAGCUUCUGGAACUGCUUAUCUGCGUCCCAGAUUAUAAGUACAAGGUUUGACACCAUCAUCGUCAUCUCCGCUCUCAUCGCCACGAUCGUCAACUCCGCCGUAGAGUCACCGGACGGUUACACCAGCCGUCAGAUCCUGGACAUCGUCUUCAUCCUGCGGGUCCUCAGGCUGGUCCGGGUGGUGGACAGCAUCAAAAGGUUUCGUGCCAUCAUCAACACCCUGAUCAGGAUUGGACCGGCGAUCCUCACAUUUGGACAGCUGAUCAUUGUGGUGUACUACGUCUUUGCCAUGGUGGGGAUGGAGCUGUUCAAAGGGAAGUUGAAGUUCUACGAGGAGGGCUCCACGGACCCGGGGAAGGAGUACUGUGGAAACCCUCUGCUGAAAGGAACGGCCUUCGCACAACUCAGCUACUGCAAGAACAACUUCAACAACGUGGUGUCCUCCUUCAUCCUGCUGGUGGAGCUCACGGUGGUCAACCAGUGGCACGUGCUCAGCAGCGGCUUCGUCGCCGUCACCCACGUGUCGGCCAGGAUCUUCUUCGUCCUCUUCCACAUCAUCGUCGUCAUCGUCAUCAUCAAUAUCUUCGUGGCGUUCGUCCUCGAGGCGUUCUUCGUGGAGUACUCGGUGGACAAGAGCGACCUGCAGACAUCUCUGGAGAAGAAGAUUGAAGAGCUGGAGCUGGCGGUGGCGCAGGAGAAGAUGGAGGACAACUUGGUGAACGCCAUGGAAACCAUCGACAACGACCAGGGAACCGGCCAAUCGGCGGACAACAGACCCUCCCUGAUGUUUAAAAUCGCUUCAAAAAGGUAUCGGACGGUGGACGCGCUGCUGCAGCGGAUGUUCGAGGCCGAUCUCGACCCCGAAGACUUCGCUGAGAGCGACGAUCCUGACGCUCAGAACAACGGGAACUUUGCAAACCCGACGUUCAGCUCUGCGUAGACGUUUAUGUACAAAUAUAUAUGAUUUCUACAGAGUUAUAAAUAUACUCAGUAUGUUUAAAUCUGAUGUUUAUCCACCGUUAUAUUUUUGUAUUUCUGUCCUGUAGCUGAAACACAAAGGGAAUGUGUAUUUUCACAUAAAGAAUAUUUACACUGA